This is a messenger RNA of Lineus longissimus, 1673 nucleotides long. RefSeq names its product putative nuclease HARBI1. The transcript has 3 exons. The coding region runs from base 63 to 986 and encodes 307 amino acids. The record is from RefSeq and is a predicted model, not a curated record. NCBI's taxonomy places the organism in Eukaryota, Metazoa, Nemertea, Pilidiophora, Heteronemertea, Lineidae.
GACACAGUUCCACUGACAUAACUGAAAUUCAAUGAAUAACCGGCGAUUCAUUCGUCAGCCUGAUGUAUCUCUUCCGUAUAUCUGCCGUAACGAUAUCCCGUAUUGUGUCUGAAGUGUGCAAAGCCAUUUACGAGGCACUCAAGGAGGAAUUCCUGAAGUUUCCUUCCGACUCCGAUGAUUGGUUACAACUUGCUUCCGAAUUCUUUGAAAGGUGGAACUUCCCCCAAUGCAUCGGUGCCAUAGACGGAAAGCAUAUUACCAUGCAAGCUCCAGCAGCGUCUGGGAGUUUUUAUUUUAAUUACAAAGGCUUCCACAGUAUUGUGCUGAUGGCAUUGGUUGAUGCGAAAUACCGCUUUACGUUUGUCGACGUCGGAUGUAAUGGAAGGGUUGCUGACGGGGGCAUAUUCGGCAGGUGUUCAUUAUCUUCGGGUCUUGAGAACAAGACCCUUUGCCUACCAUCACCAAGGGUACUUCCAGGUCGAAAUAUGAAGGUACCAUUUGUAUUUGUGGCCGACGAUGCUUUUCCAUUGCGGGAAAACAUAAUGAAACCAUAUCCUCUGCGAGACAUUCCCGGUAGCAUGCGCAUCUUCAACUACCGACUUUCGAGAGCGCGUAGAAUCGUCGAAAAUGCAUUCGGCAUAAUGUCCAGCGUCUUCCGCAUAUUUCGAAAGCCGAUAGCUGUAGAUGCACAGAAAGCAGAGGAUAUCGUUUUGGCUUCCUGUGCAUUACAUAAUUUGAUGAUCACGAAGAAAGACUCGCGCGCACGCUACGCUCCACAUGGUACAGUCGAUAUGGAAGACAUGGCUACUGGUGUCAUUACCCCUGGAGCAUGGCGAAAAGAGGGCAUGCCAGCAAACAACCUGCUCCAAAUCGAGCCAUUCACAAGCAACCGUCAUGCUCAAACCCCACAAGACAUCCGCCACGAAUUUCGAGAGUACUUCCUCUCACCCCAGGGUGAGGUUUCGUGGCAGUACAAGUUCAUUUGAGGAAGCCGUCCUUAAAGUGGGCGGAAUGAAGAGCAUUUAUGACAUGAGAGACUGAAAUAAACCUGCAAGAGAGAAAUCAUGUAACAAAAUUAACAAAUAAAGAUAAUUCUCACCAAAUUGGUCUUCGAUUUUCGUCCUCCAAUAACUCCCCUUAGAAAAGAGAAUGCCUUGUAGUACAUCCACUUUGGGGUGUAAACGUCGUCAGUCCCUUGCCCAGAUUUCCUCUUGGUGGCUUUCUUUAAUUCUUGCGCAUACUGGUUUCUCAGGUUGUGCAUUUUUCUCGUCACUUGCACUUUAUCUCUUUUACAAUCCUUCGCCAGACUUUUCCAUGCAUCCUCUUUCUUCAACCUGUCUCUAUAUUCGGCAGACGUGACAUCCCAUAGUGCAGGCCUCGCUCUGUAACCUUCAAUGAGGUUGCUGACCGCAUCUUGCGACCAUUCACUCUCCGCAACUUCAACAUGAAAUUCGUCUGCCAUUUCUCGUGUUGAACUCGCACUGAUCUGUUCGACGGAUCUGUACGACAGUUCUAUCCCAAAAUAGAGCAAGUGCUAGUCGAUAAAAGCACUGUCUGACACUUUUAUAACCAACUUGCAUAAUCUAUGUGGCUCACUUCCACACGACAGAAAUUGACCAUCCUACAAUCUUUCGGACAGUUAUCUAUUGCUGUCAUACAGCCACUAGCUGAAC